AAUAAUAUCAAGAAGUAUGUCAAGUUACAAUAAAAGCAAGUGGAAGUCGGAGGACACUUUACAUUUAAUAAGUUUAAUAGAAGAUAAUCAGUGCUUAUGGAAUGUGACAUUAGCUGAUUUUAAAGACAGAUUAAAAAGAGAGAAGGCAGUAUGUAACAUUGCUUCUGAAUUAAAAAUAUCUUCUGAGGAUGUUAAAAAGAAAAUACACAGUUUACGAACACAGUACACGAACGAACGUUCUAAAAUGAAAAAGUUUAAAAGCGGAGACAGUACAACUGAUCGCUAUAAGACUAAAUGGGAGUUUUAUAAUGCUUUACAAUUUAUGUUUCAACACAGUUCAGCAAAUGAAACGAUUGAUUCCAUGAAAAUGAGAGUGAGUGCUACAAAUGACGACCAGACUCAUGACGUCGGCGACGCUGGAAUUACGAAUAUGGAAGACGAUAUAAGUAACAAAGAUGCAGAAAAUGAUGAUCCUGGGGAAAUUCAUAGUCAACCGCUAUCGCAGUUAAAUUUGCCUUCGCCCUCAUGUUCUCAAAAGCCUAAUCAUUCUCAGCAAAGAUCUUUAAAAAGGAAAAGAGGAAAAACUGAUCAGCAAUGUAACGUUGAUGCUCAAGAAGAGGCAACGAUUGGCCAUUGCCUUCAAGUGCUAAAUGCACCACAGCGUGUUACAGAUGAAUAUUCAACAUUUGGCGAUCAUGUAGCAAAUGAACUAAGGCUGCUAAAAGACGUGGAAGAUGUACAGUUUACUCUAAAAAGUUCAAUUCUAAAAGCGAUUUUGGAGGCCAAUACAGCAGCACAUGCUGCAAGAAAAUAUAAAAAACAGUCAUCUGCAUCUGCAACACCACUGCUUUCACCUAACUUGUCGAAUGAUUCUCCUUUACUAGUAGAAAAUUUACAGCCAGAAAAUAGUGUGUCUUCCGGCGAUAAAUUUUAUGAUAAUGCACCGACAUAUACAGUGCUGCUUACGCAGAAUUUUUCCGAUGCGAAUCUCACCACUGAUAACAAUUUGUUAAAUUAAAUGCCUACUUGAUUUCUGUACUAUUUUCAUCAAUAAAAAUAAGCAUUUUAUACCU
Molecule: messenger RNA, 1073 nt
Organism: Sitophilus oryzae (rice weevil)
Lineage: Eukaryota; Metazoa; Arthropoda; Insecta; Coleoptera; Curculionidae
Exons: 2
Coding region: 17-1018 (333 amino acids)
Source: RefSeq, a predicted model, not a curated record